AUUUUCCUCGUUUCUUCCUCCUCUGCCUUGGCCUGUGCCUGUGUGCCUGUGCUUCUCCCUCUCUUCUCCACCCUCACCAUGCUUCCCUUCCCCUCGCGCUUGACCUCCUCUCUCACUCCGUCCUCUUGUCGCAGCGGGGGCUCGAUGGGCGGCGUCUACAUCUGUGAAGACGGAGUCGCGCUGGACCCGCUACUGAUCUCCGGCUGCGCCGCCCACGAGGGGGAGGAGUACAAGGAAAAGGAGAAGGAAGUGGUCGGUGGGCUUUUUUUCCAUCGCAUCCCCUCGGCCUCCCCCCUCUCCGGCCGUCCCUCCACGCCGCAGUUCCACCAGUUCUUCCCCGCCCCUUCCCCCGAGCCGCUCGUCCCCGACGCGCCGGAUCCGAGCUUGUUAACUCCGGGCGACGACGGGAUGCGCUGCGACGCCGUUCGAGUGCCGGAAGAGAGGGUGGCCGGCUGCGAGGCGGAGAAGCGGGACUCGGACGCGGGCCCAUCCGGGUCCAGAACGAUGACGAGGGCGGAACUGGCGAGCUUGGUGACGUGGUUGAGAGGCACGGCGAUUGAUCCCCGCGACCGCACGCGGGCGGUGGAGAAGGAAGAGUUGGUGGGGGCGCAGGUGCUGAGAGCCCGGGAGACGCUGUUUCGGACUCUGGACGAUGCUACUAAGCUGAGGGAGUUCCCGCUUCCUCCUGAGAAAAAGCAAAAGGUUAGGAGACACUCAGUAGGAUUACAGAAGAAAGGGAAGGUUGGUUCUGUUGAAAAACUGAUUCAGCCAAAACGGAGGUCUGAAAGGAUUGCUCAAAAUGAGAAUGAAAAUAUUCGGCAUCUUCGCACCCGCAGAAAGCGCAUUGGACUUGGAUCGAAUUUCCAAGCUGAUGUGCCUGCUUGGAUGGGUCCACCCAGUGAAACGAGCAUUUCUAGUUAUAACGAGGAUUCCGAUAUAAAUAAGUGGGUUGGCUUUCUAACUUGGCCAGCACAAGAGAUUGACAGGGAAGAAUUUGACAAAAAAUUUCAAGGAGAAACAAAUUGUUGUGCUUGCCCCUCCCCAGGAUCAAUAGUCUGCAUCAGAUCUCAUGUGAGUGAAGCCAGAUUUAAACUGAAGGCUGAGCUAGGUCAAGCUUUCUUUGAUUGGGGCUUUGAUAACACGGGUGAAGAAGUUUCCGAGUCAUGGACAAGUGAGGAACAAGCUUGGUUUGAUGCUCUCAAGAGACGAGAAAAUGAGUCAGGAACUAGUGUUUGGCAAGCUAUUCCAACUCACUUUAGCUCCAAAAGUAGACGAGACUUGAUAAACUAUUACUUCAAUGUUUAUCUCUUGCGACGAAUGAGCAUUGACAGUAGAUUAACACCUGAGUACAUCAACUCAGAUGAAGAGAAUCACGAUGAUGAGCAAGAAGAGGAUCCCAAAAAGAAGAGAGUUGCAGUAAAGAAAAAGGCCAAGUUCUUAAAGACUCAUGCUUCAGAUUGCGUGGAUGUUGAUAGGGUCACAGAAGUUGAAGAAGCAUUAAGAUCACCUUAGCACAUGAGAAUUUCCCCAAAUACCAAUGGGGUCGACCUACAAAAAGUUUAUUUUCAUUGAAAAAGAGAACCCUCAAGUGCCUAAGGCUCAGAUGACAAAAUCAAAAGAUGAUUUGCAAAUUGAGUUUGCACAUCUAAAAGUAGAGUUCCACUGAUCAAAAAAACAGGAACAGGCGUAUUCAACUCCACUAUUCUCGUUUUUUUGUUUUAUAUAUUUUUUUUUCUACAUCUAAGAUCAAGCAAUUUUAUAACUAUUGUUAGGUUUGCAAUCAUUUGUAACAUUUGUGCAUACUUUAGAAGCAUGACUACUUUUCUGCCUCUUGCUUAAUGGAUCAUGAUUAAAAUUUAGGGUGGUGAUUGUAUGUAGCCUAAGUUUAUAUGAUCUCCCAUUUUUCCUA
Molecule: messenger RNA, 1909 nt
Organism: Zingiber officinale
Lineage: Eukaryota; Viridiplantae; Streptophyta; Magnoliopsida; Zingiberales; Zingiberaceae
Product: AT-rich interactive domain-containing protein 2-like
Exons: 3
Coding region: 79-1512 (477 amino acids)
Source: RefSeq, a predicted model, not a curated record